Racocetra persica is the source of this 362-nucleotide messenger RNA. Lineage: Eukaryota; Fungi; Glomeromycota; Glomeromycetes; Diversisporales; Gigasporaceae. The record is from the annotation of a GenBank genome assembly.
CCUACUUCUCUCACAACACCUUCAAUACCUGCUUCUUCUACAAUACCUUCAACACCCAUUCGUCUUACUUCUUCCACUAUAUCUCCUGUCAUUACCAUCGUUUCUUCAGCUAUAUCUAUAUUAAGACAACGAUAUCCUAUACUUUGGUUAUCUGGAAGUACAAAUACGAAAGAAGAAAUAGAAACUUUAGUUAUGAUUAAUGAUGAAUUAGAUAAAGAAUCAGACAUACAGUCCAAAUAUACAGGUUCUGAUAUUUUUGAAAGCGACAAAAGAAGUGAAGACGAAAGUGAAGUUAAAAAGGAAUCAUUUGAUUACGAACUACCACUAUCUGAAACAAGGCUUUUUGACCUGAAAGCUGCUAG